GGCGGUAAGAUGGCGGCGCUCGGAAACACCUCAGCUCCGGGGGUGAAUGGGUUAAUACAACAAUUCACAGCAAUAACAGGAGCAACAGAGAGUGUAGGACAACACAUGUUGGAAGCAUGCAACAACAACCUGGAGAUGGCAGUGACCAUGUUUCUGGACGGAGGCGCCAUUGCGGAGGAGCCCAGCACCAGCUCCAGCUCAGUGGCUUCAAGCAGCAGAGCCCCCCCUUCAGAUGAAGUACGAGCACCUAUUCCCCAGAAGCAGGACAUAUUAGUUGAACCUGAACCAUUGUUUGGAGUGCCAAAGCGAAGAAGACCUGCUCGAUCUAUAUUUGAUGGUUUCCGAGACUUCCAAACAGAAACAAUUCGGCAGGAACAGGAGCUGCGUAACGGUGGCACAGUGGAUAAGAAACUGAGCACCCUGGCAGACCUUUUCCGUCCUCCAAUUGAGCUUAUGCACAAAGGCAGCUUUGAGACGGCGAAGGACUGUGGACAGCUAGAGAACAAGUGGCUCAUGAUCAACAUUCAAAAUGUUCAGGACUUUGCCUGCCAAUGCCUGAACAGAGACGUUUGGAGUAACGAUGCAGUGAAGACCAUCAUCAGAGAGCAUUUCAUAUUCUGGCAGGUAUAUCAUGAUAGUGAAGAGGGACAAAGAUAUAUCCAGUUCUAUAAGCUGAACAAGUUUCCCUAUAUUUCCAUCCUGGACCCCCGCACAGGUCAGAAAAUGGUAGAGUGGAACCAGCUGGACGUGGCGUCGUUUCUGGAGCAGACGUCGGGCUUCCUGGCAGAGCACGGGCAGCUCGACGGGCCCUCCUGUCAGCCCCCCCCAGCCAAACGGGCGCGCUCGGUGGGUCUCAUCUCAUGUGUCGCCUCUGUUUCUCCUCUCUGAUAUAAUAAGAGCUGCCUUCUCUCUCUCUGGGACUUUCUAGUAACAUAAGAACUCACAAUUACUAUCAAAUGUAGACCUAUUAUCUGGGAUGUGAGUUAUUAUACAUUGGGAAAGACCUUCAUUGUUUUCCUUUCCUUCUCCUAAGGGAGAAAUUACAUGCAAAAAGCAAAAAAUAACAUGUUCCGUAAAUAUAGUACACUCUUCUAUCUGCAUGAAAAGUUAUCGUAUUACUCAUCAUAUUUUCUCCGAAUUUGAUCGAUAGAAACUUUAUUGAUCCCUAAAUUGGAAAUAAUUUUGAUACAGCAGCAGUGUAUGGGCUCAGAACAGUCUCAUAAUACACACAUGCACU
Molecule: messenger RNA, 1237 nt
Organism: Notothenia coriiceps (black rockcod)
Lineage: Eukaryota; Metazoa; Chordata; Actinopteri; Perciformes; Nototheniidae
Gene: ubxn7
Product: UBX domain protein 7
Exons: 8
Coding region: 10-888 (292 amino acids)
Biological process (GO): proteasome-mediated ubiquitin-dependent protein catabolic process
Cellular component (GO): nucleus
Molecular function (GO): ubiquitin binding
Source: RefSeq, a predicted model, not a curated record